AUGGCAACUAAUAUCACUUGGCAUCCCAACUUGACCUACACCGAAAGGUCGGAACUGAGAAAGCAAAACGGUGCAACAAUUUGGCUGACCGGCCUCAGCGCUUCUGGAAAAAGUACAAUUGCCUGUGCACUUGAACAACUUCUUCUCAAAGUAGGGGUAUCUGCCUACAGACUAGAUGGAGAUAAUGUUAGAUUUGGCCUUAACAAGGAUCUAGGUUUCUCUGAGAAAGACAGAAAUGAAAACAUUCGCAGAAUUUCCGAGGUCUCCAAACUAUUCGCUGAUUCCUGUACCGUAGCGAUUACAUCAUUCAUUUCUCCUUAUCGCGUUGACCGUGACAGUGCUAGAGCCUUGCACAAAGAUGGCCAUCUCAAAUUCAUUGAAGUUUUUGUCGAUGUACCCCUUGAAGUUGCUGAGCAAAGAGAUCCAAAAGGCCUUUACAAAAAGGCGAGAGAAGGCGUUAUCAAGGAGUUUACCGGUAUCUCUGCACCUUACGAAGCUCCAGAUAAUGCUGAAAUUCAUUUGGACACAGAAAAACAGUCUGUUGAAGAAUGCGCUCAGCAAAUCUUCUUGUACCUGAAAAAGGAAUCAAUAAUUUAA
Messenger RNA from Lachancea sp. 'fantastica', 597 nucleotides. The record is from the annotation of a GenBank genome assembly. Lineage: Eukaryota; Fungi; Ascomycota; Saccharomycetes; Saccharomycetales; Saccharomycetaceae.